Messenger RNA from Astyanax mexicanus (Mexican tetra), 3914 nucleotides. RefSeq names its product NACHT, LRR and PYD domains-containing protein 3. Lineage: Eukaryota; Metazoa; Chordata; Actinopteri; Characiformes; Acestrorhamphidae. Gene Ontology annotation, molecular function: protein binding. The transcript is spliced from 9 exons. The record is from RefSeq and is a predicted model, not a curated record. Bases 114 to 3413 code for a protein of 1099 amino acids.
UGCUGUGUUUAUAUUUAGCCACAAACUGAUUCAGCUCGGUUAGGGAUGAAGAUGGAUCUACCUCUUUCUCACUGAAGACUUUAGGAAAGUGAUUUCUAGUAAAAUAAAACAUAAUGGAGGCUGUUCCAGAGCUGCUUCUGGAGACUUUGGACGAUCUCCUUGAGGAAGACCUGCACAAGUUUUAUUGGUACCUGACCAAAGAAAAUGUGCUCAACGGUUUCCUUCACAUUCCUAAGAGCCAACUGGAAAAUGCUAGCAGAUGGGAAACAGUGGAUAAGAUGGUGUUGAAGUAUCAGAAACAUGGAGCUGUGGACCUAACACUAAAAAUCCUGUCAAAGAUAAACCAGAACCAACUGGCUUUGGACCUGAGGACUAAGCUAGACGCUAAAGGAUAUUUCAGUUUUAGCAGCACCACAGCUCAGCUAUCAGAUGGAGGUUCUGCAAAUGCUAAUUCUCUCAGUAAAGAUGAAGUGGAUCAUGCCAUGCAAGAAAGCCUGAAAACUAGUUUUAAGCUCAAAUUUGCAAAGUUGUAUGAAGGGACAACGCUGGAAGGUGAUCAUGUCCUCUUGAAUGACGUCUUCACAGAACUUUAUGUGAUUAAGGGAUGUACAGGAGGGGUGUACAAUGAGCAUGAAGUCAGACAAGUGGAAGCCUUUUAUCCCAGAAUCGAUGAAACUCCAAUUCAGUUCAGUGAAAUUUUCAAAGUCCAAUCUGGUGAAGAUAAAAAUGCCACAAAGGUUCUGACUAUUGGAAUUGCAGGAGUUGGGAAAACUGUCUCUGUACACAAGUUCAUCCUUGACUGGGCUGAGGAAAAAUCCAACCAAGACAUUGAUUUUAUUUUGUUUCUUCCCUUUCGAGAACUGAACCUACUUAAAGAUGACCAAUACACCUUGAGGGAACUUAUUCUUUACUUUCACCGUGAACUUAAAGAAGGCUUUAAGGAGUCUGAAAUGUUUAGCAAUAAAUGCAGAGUGGCUUUCAUAUUUGAUGGUCUAGAUGAAAGCAGAAUUCCACUCAAUUUCAAUGAGAAAAAAAUGUCCAGUCUCUCAGAGAGGACUACCAUUAAUAAGUUGAUAACCAAUCUCAUCAAAGGAGAGCUGCUUCCUUCAGCUCUGAUCUGGAUAACCUCUCGACCAGCAGCAGCAAACCAGAUCCCUCGCCGGUACUUUGACCAUAUGACAGAAAUACGUGGCUUUACAGAGCAGCAGAAAGAAGCUUAUUUCAGGAAAAGGAUCAGUGAUCAGGAUAAGGCCAGCAAAAUCUACUCGCACAUUAAGUCAUCCAGAAGCCUUCACAUUCUAUGCCACAUACCAGUCUUCUGCUGGAUUGCAGCAUCUGUUCUUCUUCAAAUACUGAGGGAUAGUAAAGAGAUGGAGCAUGCACCGACAACUCUGACAGAAAUGUACACGCGUUUCCUGCUAUUCCAGACAACACAGAUGACAGAGAAAUACAAAGAAAUGAUGGACCAAAGAAGUACAAAUAAACCACCAACGCAGGGAAAAAACAAAGAAGCCCCAGUGGACAUUCUGAAGCUUGCACAGUUAGCUUUUCUUCAGCUGCAAAAAGGACAACUCAUAUUCUACGAGAACGAUCUAAAGGAUUGUGACAUUGAUGUUGAUCAAGCUUUGGUGUACUCAGGGGUUUGCACGCAGAUCUUCAGAAAGGAUGAAACAGUUUUCACUUUCGUGCAUUUGAGCUUUCAGGAAUUCCUUGCUGCUUUGUAUGUGUUCCUUACAUUUAGUCCUGAAUGGAACCCAUUUCUUCAGUCCUUUUGGGAGAAAAUUAAAUGGAAGGCAUGGCACAGCCUCUGUGAUCUCCACAAAACUGCAGUGAAUAAGGCUUUGCAAAGUGAGAAUGGACACCUGGAUCUCUUUCUUCGGUUCCUUCUUGGCCUCUCACUGCAGUCCAAUCAGAGGCUUCUGAAGAGCCUACAACCACAGAGGCUGAUAAGAGAAGAGAACCUGGCAAAAACAAGCGACUACAUCAAGAAGAAAAUCAACGAAUCAAAGUCCUCAGAAAGAUGCAUCAAUCUCUUCCACUGUCUGAGUGAACUCAAGGAUAACUCCCUAAUGGCAACAGUACAGAACUACUUGAGAUCUGGAGAUCGUUCCAAUCAGGCACUUUCAUCGGCAGAAUGGUCAGCUUUGGUCUUUGUGUUGCUGAUGUCUGAGGAAACUCAAGAGACAUUUGAGCUGAAGAAAUACAGAGGAUCUGACGAAGGUCUCAGGAGGCUACUGGCUGUGGUGAAACAAACAAAACAAGCUUUGUUGGAUCACUGUAAUUUAGGCGUGGAAAGCUGUGAACUGCUGACAACAGUUCUUAGCUCUGAUUCUUCACCUUUGAGAGAACUGGACAUGAGUAACAAUAACCUCCAGGAUUCAGGAGUUAUGCCACUUUUGGAUGGACUAAAGAGUCAUUACUGUAAACUGGAGAUUCUCAGUCUGUGCUGCUGUAGUCUCACCAUGGAGUGCUGCGAAACUUUAGCAUCAGCUGUGAGUUCAGAUUCUUCAGUUCUGAAGGAGCUGGAUCUAAGUUACAAUGAGCUGAAGAAUAGAGGAGUGCAGCUACUUUCUGAGGGGCUAAAGAAACCACACUGUAAACUAGCAAUACUGAGAUUAUCCCUGUGCAUGAUCACAGACAAAGGCUUUUCCUAUCUGGCUUCAGCACUGAUUUCAAACCCCUCUCACUUGAAAGAGCUGGAUUUGAGAUAUAAUUACCCAGGAGAAUCUGGAAAGGAACUGCUUUCUGCUAGACAAGAGGAUUCACAAUGCAGCCUAAAAAGGCUCAGAAUGGACCAUGGAGGAAAGUUCAGAACCAAACCAGGUCCAAGAAAAUAUGCCUGUGAGCUCACACUGGACCCAAACACAGUACACAAGAACAUCUCCCUUUCUGAGGACUGCAGAAAAGCAUGCCGUGUAAAGGAAAGUCGGCUACAUCCAGAGCACCCAGAGCGAUUUGAAGGCCACCCUCAUGCUCAGGUUCUGUGCAGGGAGAGUCUGACUGGACGAUGUUACUGGGAGGCAGAGUGGGAAGAGUGGUGUGAAAUUUCCGUAGCAUAUAAAGGAAUUGGAAGAAAAGAGAAAAAUCCUGAUGCAUGUGGAUUUGGAAGCAAUGCAAUGUCCUGGAGCUUGAACUGCUCCAAAUAUGGUUACUCUGCAAGUCACAACAAUAAGAGCACUGAAAUACGCAUUCCAACUUCCCAGAGAGUGGGAGUGUACCUGGAUUGGCCAGGUGGCUCUUUGUCCUUCUACAGCAUCCAUGAACAUCACAAGCUGAAAGAAAUACACACUUUUCGCUCCAGGUUUACUGAGCCUCUCUUUGCAGGCUUUGGGGUUUAUAAUAUUAAUGUUGCUGGUGCUUAUGUCUCCUCUGUGUCUAUUUGUCAGAUAGAUGAGUCAGAAGCAUCUUCAUGAUUAAUGCUGAAAAUCUCAAUCAGAUAAAACAACUAAUGAACUGAAGUAGCCAUCUAUGGUCUGUCCAGACAUGUGCACUUUGGUGACAAAUUGGACAAUAUUUACACUGAUAAAAAUCAAAUUCAACCUGUUUGAAAAUUGUACCAACCUAUCAUAACUGUUAUACCAAGCAUCUGCAAAAGAAUCUAUAUGUACACUAUACUGCCUUUGUAUUUUGAAUGAUAUUGUGAAAUAAGGGAGUAUUUUAUGUUUAAAUUCAGCUUUAGAAGUGCCAUACUGCUUAAAUCACCCACCCCAUCAUAUGAUAAGUAUUUUAUUAUUUUAGCAUUACGCAUGUGUUUUCUUUUUUGUGGUUCACACUCAAAGAUCAGUUCAUGUACCUCAAAACUUUGUUUAACAAAACUUACCUUUACUUACCUUUCUUUUAAUAAGUCCACAUAAAUACAAGUAUUUAAAUUUAGCUUUAGAGUGACAUACUGCUUAAAUCACCCAGCCCAUCAU